Penicillium cinerascens is the source of this 702-nucleotide messenger RNA. RefSeq lists its product as uncharacterized. The coding region runs from base 1 to 702 and encodes 233 amino acids. Gene Ontology annotation, biological process: oxidative demethylation. The record is from RefSeq and is a predicted model, not a curated record. The transcript has a single exon. Lineage: Eukaryota; Fungi; Ascomycota; Eurotiomycetes; Eurotiales; Aspergillaceae. Gene Ontology annotation, molecular function: oxidoreductase activity; demethylase activity.
AUGGAGGUUCGGAGCAAUUUCAAAGAACUGCCCAUCGAACCCCACGGCAUAAUCUGGGAAAAUGACUUCGUCGACUCCGAACAUGAGCAGCGACUCAUAUCAAUCUUCCAAAAUGAGCUAGAAUGGCCCGAUCGCUCCGGUCGGAUAUCUCUCCACUACGGCUACACUUUCGACUAUAAAACAUUCGGCAUAGACCCGGAGAUCCCCUACAAGGAAUUCCCCGAGUGGCUCCAGCCACUCAUCCCGACUACCGAAGCUCGGCCUCCGGACCAGGUCUGUCUGCAGUACUACCCGCCGGGUGCUGGCAUCCCGCCGCACGUAGAUGCACACGGGCCUUAUGAUCAGCUCUACGCGCUUUCUCUUGGCGCGCCGGCUAUUAUGCAGUUCCGCAAGGGAGAAGAGCGGGUUGAGGUUGAUUUGACUCCGAGGAGCAUGAUGCAGAUGUCUGGUGAUUCAAGACUGCAUUGGACUCACGGUAUUAAGAAGCGCAAGAAUGAUACGCUUCCGGAUGGGACUGUGAGGCCACGCCAGGAUCGAUGGAGUAUCACGUAUCGAUGGCUUAGGGAAGGUGGGGAGUGUGAGUGCGGGAAUAUUCAUCAUUGUGACACCGCUCAGCAGCGGAAUGGAACUGAGAAAGAGAAGAGGUCAUUGAAAGAGCUGGCAGCUAAGGCAAGUGACGAGGACCCUGUCGCCUUGAGCUGA